CGCUUUCUGAAGCUCUCUCUCUUUUUAUGUCACAAUCGCUGUUUGCAUGUAGACGCAGCCAAUCUCUUCCCUAUGACGCCGGCGAGGCUGGGCUCAGACGGGUUUGAUCAUAAUAUUUAACACACCCACCCAGUAAGAGCACGAUAUUAGUUCGACUGAGAAGUAUAACAGCCACGGGACAAGUGGAAGUGAAAAUCUCUGCACCUGCCAAGCGGUGUAGCCUACUGGCUCUGCUGUUCCUUGAACGGAAAGACGGAGACUGGAGAUUUAUAUUUUUGACAGGAUCUGGCCUAGGCUUGCAUCCAGGUAUCUUCAGCUGACAAAGCAUCACAUGUUUUUUAAAAUCUCGUCGAUUUUUUUUGCGUUGCUUUUCUUUAACGCAUUUUUUUGUGCCUGUUGCUAUUUCCUACAAGGACUGUGGCUACAUUUUUUACAUCUGAAAUUGAAUAAAGACUGUCCCUCGGACUUUUAACAAAAAUGACGAUUGGACAGCAUUGACACGUUGUUAUGCUCAGCAUUGCAUGUUCUGAGGAUGGAACAGUGCUUUCGCAACGCAAUUGUGCUAAAACACGUUUAAAAUUCCCUAAACUAUUCACUGCUAUUACGAUUAGAUAUUGUUUUGUGUCGUAUUCAGAAUAGCCACAGACCUAUUUGCUUUAAGGUGCCUGCUCUCCGCAAUGAGUCGGCAUGUCCAUCUGGCUGAAUAUAAAUAAUUCAGUCUUUUCUAAAAGACCAGCGCUCUGUGCGUAAACAUGGAGUUUCUGAUAUAACACGGAUUAUGUUUGGGAUGACCAGAAAAAAUAUCUAAAUGAUCUACAUUGGGUUUUUGCUCCAUAUUUCACAUGUACUAUACUUUUUUAUAUAUAUCGGUGUUGUGCGCUGCUUUUGUGGUUUAGUGAUAUAACAACAACUACUUAGAAGUGAAUCCUGUACAAAAUGAUCAAGAUGAUACUGUUUCGGAAAUUUCGAGUUUUGAUACUCAUGGUGUUUUUGGUGGUGUGCACCAUGCACAUUAUGAUAGACUUGCUCCCAAAACUAGAGAAGCGAGCGGCGGGACCGGAAACCGGCAAAGGUGGCUGCCAGUGCACUCACAACCCGAGCGAGGAGGCCGGGAGCUGGGGGAAGCAACGCGCUAGGUCGGUGGCGGAACCGGGCUGGCCUAACAAACACACGCUGAGAAUCCUGCAAGAUUUUAGCAACGAGCCGAGCUCAAACCUCACGUCCCAUUCCCUGGAAAAAAUCCCUGCCGCUGGGGAGAGAGCGGAGUCUUUCAAACGAAUGAAACAGUACGACGGGGCAGCGGAUAACCAGAAGCCGCUCAUCAGAGACGCCAGCGGGGGUAAGACCGUUGCUGCGCCCGGUAUCUUCCGGCUGCCGUCUCUGUUCGAGCAUCCUUUAUACAAGACGGACCUGCCGACCCUCACAGACGACGACACCUUGUUCAACGUCAAUACUGACAUCAGGUUAUAUCCGAAAGCAGCGGGGAAUCAAGAAUGGCACAAUGAAGCUAACGUGGAAGAGGAGGAGUACCCCCCCACAGGGGAGGUGACAGCCGAGUCCUACCCCAACUGGCUUCGCUUCCACAUCGGUAUCAACCGCUACGAACUCUACUCCAGACACAACCCUGUCCUGGACUCCCUGCUCAAGGAUCUGGUCACCCAGAGGAUCACCAGUGUGGUCAUGAAGUCAGGAGGAACUCAACUGAAGCUCAUCAUGACCUUCCAUAACUACGGACAGGCGCUGUUCAAGCCCAUGAAGCAGACCAGGGAACAGGAGACACCCCCGGACUUCUUCUACUUCUCUGAUCUGGAGAGACACAACGCUGAGAUCGCUGCCUUUCAUCUGGACAGGAUCCUAGACUUCCGGAGAGUGCCCCCGGUGGCGGGAAGACUGGUCAACAUGACCAGGGAGAUACGGGAUGUGACCAGGGACAAAAAGCUCUGGAGGACUUUCUUCAUCUCCCCAGCCAAUAACAUUUGUUUCUACGGUGAGUGCUCCUACUACUGCUCUACUGAGCAUGCUCUGUGUGGGAAGCCAGACCAGAUCGAGGGUUCUCUGGCUGCCUUCCUGCCAGACCUGGCCCUGGCCAAACGCAAGACCUGGAGGAACCCUUGGAGACGAUCCUACCACAAACGCAAGAAAGCAGAGUGGGAGGUGGACCCAGACUACUGUGACGAGGUGAAGCAGACUCCUCCCUAUGACCGUGGUUCUCGUCUGCUGGACAUCAUGGACAUGACCAUCUUUGACUUCCUCAUGGGUAACAUGGACCGGCACCAUUACGAGACUUUUGACAAGUUUGGAAACGAGACCUUCAUCAUCCAUCUGGACAAUGGAAGAGGGUUUGGGAAACACUCCCAUGAUGAGCUCUCCAUCCUGGUGCCUCUGAGCCAAUGCUGCAGAGUGAGGAAGUCGACUCACUUGCGUCUGCAGCUGCUCGCCAAGGAGGAGUACCAGCUGAGCCGUCUGAUGGAGGAGUCCCUGCUGCGUGACCGCCUCCACCCCGUCCUCAUCCAGCCCCACCUGGAGGCCAUGGACCGGAGGCUGCGCCUGGUGCUCCAGGUCCUGGCUGUCUGCGUGGAGAAGGAGGGCUACAGUAACGUGGUGGAGGUGGACGACCACCACCGGGCCAGAGAAGCCAGAGGGGGCAGGGACACAGCCACCCACAGGAACCCAGGGCACAGGUAGUGAGGCCUGGCUAGGAAGA
Oncorhynchus tshawytscha (Chinook salmon) is the source of this 2704-nucleotide messenger RNA. Its product is annotated as extracellular serine/threonine protein kinase FAM20C-like. Gene Ontology annotation, cellular component: Golgi apparatus. Gene Ontology annotation, molecular function: protein serine/threonine kinase activity. NCBI's taxonomy places the organism in Eukaryota, Metazoa, Chordata, Actinopteri, Salmoniformes, Salmonidae. The record is from RefSeq and is a predicted model, not a curated record. The transcript has 10 exons. The coding region runs from base 937 to 2685 and encodes 582 amino acids. Gene Ontology annotation, biological process: protein phosphorylation.